AUGUCCAGCCUUGACGUCAAGACCUCUCUGGACGGCCUCGCUGUACUCGCUCGGCAGGGCUCGUGGAGGGCCAUAGUGGACAAGGUCGUGGAGGGGUACAAGCUCGCGGGGCUGGCACAGCAGCUGGCGUUACGCGGUUACCACGUGCUGGCACUGAUGAAGCUGCGCAUGUAUGGGGCAGCAGCAGAGGAGCUCAUGCUGCUGGGGAACCUCGACUCCCCGCAGUACCGCUACGAGGCACACCCCGGCAUGUACCCUGGGAGGAAAGGUGAGCACCCGGAUGUUACAUGGUUACCAUGUCCUGGUGCUGCUGGCGCUGAUGAAGCUGCACACCCUGGCAUGUACCUAUGUGGGAGGAAAGGGGGGUGA
Molecule: messenger RNA, 369 nt
Organism: Closterium sp. Yama58-4
Lineage: Eukaryota; Viridiplantae; Streptophyta; Zygnematophyceae; Desmidiales; Closteriaceae
Source: the annotation of a GenBank genome assembly